UGCCCCGACCUCACUUCCGGUACCUGUCACCCUGCCGCCCAGAGUCAGUCAGGCGCAGGAUCGGGGUAUUGCCGCCCUCCUCCUCCUCCUCAGCCUCCUUCUCCUCCUCCUCCGGCCCCUCGCCCAUCCCCGCUCCGCCGGGCUGGCAGCGCUGGCCGGCCGGCUGCCUCCGCCGCUGCUGACGUCCCGGGCUGGUGGCGGUUGGCAGGCGUUGUGUGGCGCCCGUGUGCCCAGAGCCGGGGCGCCCCGACGGUGGAUCACGGCCGGGGACGCGGCGGUGCUGGCCCUGCCCGGCCCGGCCCUGCCGCCCUCGGCGAAACUCCGGCGGUGGCAAAGGCGAGGAGGAGUUAGCUGGCCAGGGGAGAUGCUUUAGUUGUUCCUGCUGCUGGGCUCGGGCUUGGCGCCGGCUGCCCGCCGUGAGGGGACCGCGGUGAGCGGUAGCCCCGGGGUCCGAGGGGCUAAAGGACGAGCAAGAGCCGGCCCCGGCGGAGGCUGGCGUUUGUAGGAAUGUCAGCAGCUUUGUAUUAAUGAAGCACCACUUGUUAUCAUCAAUGUGCACAGGAAAUGGAAAGGGAACUCAUUCUGGAAAAAAACCUGUUUCAGCCUUGCAAGAUGCUUCAUCAAGUGAUCCUUCCUUAGUUAAAACAAGUGGGGAGGAGAAGUGGGGUGACAAGCAGGAAAGAAAGGUGAUGCUGUUGUUAAUACAGGGCUGUUAACCUGUGUCAUAAGACCUAUCAAACAAAUCUGAAAGAGAUGAGAACAGAGGACCAAAUCAACAUAUCUAAAGCUGUUAGAUAAGCGUAAAGAAGUUUGAGUGACUGCUCUAUUUGAUCAAAAUGGUGGACACUGAAAACCAGCUCUAUCCCCUUACUCCCUUGGAGGAGGAUGAUAUAGGCAGCCCUUUAUCUGGAGAGUUCCUACAAGGUAUGGAGAACAUUCAAGACCUCUCUCAAUCUCUAGGUGAUGACAGCUCUGGAGCUUUAAGUUUAACAGAGUUCCAGUCACUUGGAAAUGGUCCAGGAUCUGAUGGAUCAGUUAUUACAGACACCCUUUCACCAGCAUCCAGUCCUUCAUCCAUUAAUUUUGCCACAGCUCCAGGUAGCAUAGAUGAAUCACCCAGUGGAGCAUUAAACAUUGAAUGUAGAAUUUGUGGGGAUAAAGCCUCAGGCUACCAUUACGGAGUACAUGCUUGUGAAGGUUGUAAGGGUUUUUUUAGAAGAACAAUUCGAUUAAAACUCAUCUAUGAUAAAUGCGAUCGCAACUGCAAAAUUCAGAAAAAAAAUCGUAAUAAGUGCCAAUACUGUCGUUUCCAAAAGUGCCUUUCGGUUGGAAUGUCACAUAAUGCAAUACGUUUUGGACGAAUGCCAAGGUCUGAGAAAGCCAAGUUGAAAGCAGAAAUUCUAACAGGUGAAAAUUAUGUCGAAGAUUCAGAAAUGGCAGAUCUUAAAUCACUUGCCAAAAGAAUUCAUGAUGCUUACCUGAAAAACUUCAAUAUGAACAAGGUUAAAGCCAGAAUCAUCCUUGCAGGGAAAACUAAUAACAAUCCACCAUUUGUUAUACAUGAUAUGGAUACCUUGUGUAUGGCAGAGAAGACCCUCGUGGCAAAAUUGGUAGCCAAUGGAAUUCAGAACAAGGAAGCGGAAGUUCGAAUCUUCCACUGCUGCCAGUGUACGUCUGUAGAGACUGUCACAGAACUUACUGAAUUUGCCAAAUCUAUCCCUGGCUUCUCCAGUCUUGACUUGAAUGAUCAAGUGACGCUGUUAAAAUAUGGAGUUCAUGAAGCCAUAUUUGCCAUGUUAGCAUCUGUGAUGAACAAGGAUGGGAUGCUGGUAGCCUAUGGAAAUGGUUUUAUAACCCGGGAGUUCCUGAAAAGCCUGAGAAAGCCAUUCUGUGAUAUAAUGGAGCCAAAAUUUGAUUUUGCAAUGAAAUUUAAUGCACUAGAAUUGGAUGACAGUGAUAUAUCCCUUUUUGUUGCUGCCAUCAUUUGCUGUGGAGAUCGUCCUGGUCUUGUAAACGUAGGAUACAUUGAAAAAAUGCAGGAGAGCAUUGUGCAUGUACUGAAACUUCACUUGCAAACCAACCAUCCUGAUGAUAUCUUCCUCUUCCCGAAACUUCUCCAAAAAAUGGCUGACCUCCGACAACUUGUCACAGAGCACGCCCAACUGGUUCAGAUAAUUAAGAAGACUGAAUCUGAUGCACAUUUACACCCUUUACUACAGGAAAUCUACAGGGAUAUGUAUUAAGGAUUUUUAGUAUUUUUUUCCACAAUAUUUAAAGACAAGAGCAAUACUAAUAACAGAUGGGAGCAAAACUACUUGCACAGUUAUCUGCUGUUCACUCAGCCAGGAGCAUGAAAAAUCUAAAAACUGGGUAACUGGAGUGUUACACUUCUUUUGGUUUGGGAUCUUUUGUCGUCUUUUGAAAGAGUUCUGCAGAAAAAUGCUGAUCGUAGUGCUCAUGAAGUGUCUUACAAUGGUUCUUUUAUUGGGGAAUUUGCAGAUUGGUAAGGAGUACAUAUUUGUGUAAUAAAUCAGAAUGUUAAGUAACAGAAAUGAACAAAAUUGUAUUUCCUCUUGGCAUAGUCAGUUUAGAAUUAAUAUAACAGAUUCAGCAGAUUCUCUCCAGGUAUAUGCACGAUCAUAAAGAUUAUGCACUUUUGGCUAACGGUAAUUUCUGAGAACCAACUAACACUUUUUCUUAAAGCAGUCAGUUUAGGUGUAUCAAAUGGUUGGAUAUUACUGUACAUACACUUCUAAAAAAUUUGAAAGACCUUUGAUCCGCUGCUGCUUUAAUUCCAUGAAUUGCAGUACAGCUUCGUAGAGUAUUACAUUGGUGUACCUGAGGAUUAGCGUGUUUAAAAGAUGGUUCUUUUAUGAAAUGAAAUAAAAUCUGAAGAGUUAUCUAAAAUACAGCAGAGAUGCUCCAUUCAGGUGUUUCUUGAAGAGUAAAUGUGCUAUAACGAUGGAACCCUUUUUUCAAAAGUGCUUUGAGGAAAUACGACAAUGAGGAAAAAAUGUAUCAUACCAUGUGUUUUUUGGAGAAGUUGUAAUAGCUCAAGAUGCAGUUUUGCCUUAAAAGUACUAUUUUGAAUUAGCAAGAGCUUUGGAGAGACUGAAAAAUCUGAUCCUAGCCCAGAAAAAAGAAUUUCAACUGCACAGCAUUCUAGCGCAGUGAGAGCUUAUUCUGAAGAAAUGAUUGUAUAGGAAAGGCACCUUCUUCCUUGACAAGUAUCUUGGCGGUAUAGAGUUGUUUGGACCUGUUUACUUUUCUGACGAAUACACUGUUUCAUUUUUUCCAGUUACCCAUUGGGAUAUAUUUCUUUCUAUUCCUUUUUAGGCCUUCUCCACAGAAAUAUUAGCUAGAUUAUUUCAUCAAAUUUUGUCGUUGUCCACACAGCCAUAGUGGAUAAGGUGACAGUAUUACCAAGAACAGCAUUUGUAGGUGUCCGUUGUGUAAUAUUAUGAAAGAGAGCACAGUUAAAAGUUUAUUGUGUUCCUGAGAGCAAGCUCUGAUUUUACAGUAGUACUUACUACUGAUGCAAAAUAAGCCAUAACAAAACUGGUUGACUUUGCCAUUUUACAGGAUCUUUUAUCAGAGUACUACACAGAAGUGCUAGUUGCAUGCAAAACUUUGUGCUGUUUCUUUCUUUUCAAUUGGUUUUUUUUUUUUUUAAUAUGGUAAAUUCACGUUAUUAUUUCCUUAUUUUACUAUUUGUUUCAUAACGCACAGAUCUCAGGAGCCAAUCUUAGCAUUUUCACAAUAGUUAAGCUUCCAGUGGCACAGGAGGACACUUUGUACUUGUUUGGUUGCAGCACGUUUGAAGACUUCAGAAUCUUAAACCUUCACUGGAAGAAUUCAGUAAGAUCGAUAAAGUGAGAACAUGACACUGUGAUUCUUAUUUUAGUCACAACGUUUGUUUCUUUACUGGCCCGCUGGCGUGGCUAGACAGCGGAGAAAUUACAGGUUUAAAAGCAAUUUGGUAUUUAUCCAGGCAAGGGUCAUUAGCAGAGGUUUUAGUGUCGGAUAUAUUUAGUGUAAGAUAUUGAAGCACGGGCCUCAAAUUUGGUGACCAGCUGAGGCAGGAUAGAAACAAUAAAUGCAUGUGCACAAAGCUCGCUCCCCUUCCCUGUCACCAGUCGGCAACAAGAAGAAUAGGCCACGCAUUGCAGCCACUUCUAACACUUCAUUAAGAGAUUAUUGGCCUCACCAGGAAACAGCAGAUGAGAAAUAGGUUGUCUUUCGUGUCUUACAGCACUACCUAGUAUGCCCCCAGACACAACAUGAGGAUUUUUAGCAAGGACACUGCUUUCUUCUUCAAGUCAGCCAUGUUUCACGAAGGAACUGCAUAAGACAUUUAGCGUUGAAAUAAUUGAUAGGCUCACUCCAAAAAAUUUGUCAAAAUAUCAGCCAUUCUGUGAUGGGCCAACUGUUUGAUCUUCUAAAAGUUGUUUUCUCGUUUGGUUCCCCCCCCCCCCAAAUCUCAGAUUUAUGCAAAGGGCAAAUUUCAGAGUUGUGUUCCAUAGUUUGGAUGUACUGAAGUUUCUCAGGACAAUCAGACACAGUCAGUGUGGACAAAAAAGUAUUUUUCCUGUUCUUGUUCUCAAAAGUGGUUAAAACACUUUACUGAAACUUUAAAAAAAGACCAUGGAAAAUCUAAUGAUAAAUACUUAAAUUCUCAGCAAAACUGUAAAGAAAUGAAAACAGCAUUAAUCAGUGGAAGGCAUAAUGUUUAGCUAUAUUAGCAGCUGCUUUUAACAGAUUCCUAUUAUCAACUUUAGGAAAGUGUGGAAUUUGCAUUUUUCCUGUUCCCGAUCCGUUUUGUUUCGUUAUUUGAAAACCCGCAUUUUUUUUUUUACUAGUUCCUUAGACAUGAAGGUUUUGAUUUCUGUUUUAAAUUAAAUUGCAGACCUUUAAUGAGGAAAAAAAAAAUAAAUGGAAAGAACGCAUCUCUGAAUUACAGAAAUAGGAACAAGAUGUUAACAUAGCCUAAAAUUCUGGAUCGGUUCCACUGCUGCACCGUGCACGUGCCCACAGCCUCGUCAAAGAACGACACAGGGCAGAGAACUCACUUCCGCAGUGCUAAUGGGCAAAAGACGUUUUUAAUUUCUACAGUAUGCUUUUAGCGAAGUACUUCAGCUACUUCAGUAGAUGACUACAGCAGGCUUUUGCCAAUUAGAUUUCAAAAUGACUCAGUUUGUGUUAGGGGUUUGGUCUUUUUUAAGUUUGCAAUCUGAACUAGUUUGAGAAAUAUUACUGAGGAGCCUUCAGCAUCUCCACCUUGCACAGAUCAUCUAAUGUUUUAAAAUACCCCUUCCAUGGAGGGAAAUAAAGUGGUCAGAUUUUAGGAUUAAAAAAAUCAUUAAAUAUGUACUGGCUUGUCAGGUAUAGUUUUGAACUGAUUCUUGUCAACAUAACUUAUUUUACUAUCAUAGUGCUGAAUAACUUUGGUUGGCAACCAGGUACCCACAAACAGCUUAAAACAGGAGACAACAGAGGGAUAGAGAAAACUCCUAGGAAACACCGGUAUGACUUAAAUUUUCAACAAACCUGCAGCUUACUUAUUUUUGAGGGUUGUUUGGGGCUUUUUAAUUUAUUUAUUGGGGUGCCCUAGGUACUUUGAUAAAGGAGAAGAAUGGAGGAAAAAAAAAAAGGAAGGUUUUGUGUCAAACAUUAGGGAAAACUGAUGUUCACUUUUAUCUCCUUCUUAAAUAUUUUCUUUAAAGGUGUACUGUCUUUAGUGUAACAGCACACAAUUGCCAUUUUAAAAAAAUCAGUUACUUUUUAACCUUUUUAAAUUUCAGAGUCCCACUUUUAUUCGAAACACAAACUGACAGACAAUACAUAGGAAUGUCUUUCACUUACAGAAAUUGAAUCUUUCUUUGCGUUUAAAGAAAUCUUUUUUUAACUUAACUGCCAUUUCCAUGUGCCCUUGUGCAUUGGUUCUAGCCAGCUGCUAGAAAGCCGAAGUGUUGCCAAAGAGCGUAUUUUUGCAUUAUUUCUGGCCCGCACAGAUUUAGGAAAUACCAGCAGUUGCACUAAGUCUGUUCUCAUGAGAGAGCUAGCACAAGUUUGCAAAUCAAAGAGCUUAUAAUAAGCAUCUAAACAUUUGUUUGUUUAUUCAAACUGCUAAAACUUGGGGAGAUUUAUUCAUCACGAGAGCUGGGUCACAUACUGUUAAAUUUGAAUUUCCUCCCGAUGUAUAAUGGAAAGCCAGGACGACUCCUGCACCAUCUCAGACAAAGCAGUGGGAGAAGAUUACCCUGUAGCUGCCUGUACUGUGUCUGAAGAGAAACAAUUUCAGCUCUGUCUCUCCGUAAAAGCAUCCCCGUUAACUUAGUUGAAAAUCUGCAGCUGCAUUUAACAAAUGCAUUUGCAGCUCUUGGGAUAUUGCUCGAGCAUAAGGUCUUACAAAUGACGGUCCUUCCCUGAAAACCUUAAUCUUUUAGGAAAUGUUGAAAUGUAAGGUGUAGUGUGGUAUCUGGUGCUCGCUCCUCUCUCAAGUGCUUUCUUGAUAAUCAGUUGCAUAUAAUUUUUUUUAUCUGGGUGUAAUCAGCUUUAUUAUCCUUCUUUUACUAGAGAUUUAAAUUAUAUGGGGGUUUGAUCUAAGAUUAUGGAUAUUGUUAUGUAUUGUGGGAUUUUUUUUUUUUUAAUUUAAUGUAAUACCAUUUCUUCAUGUUUCAAUUUGUAAAAUACAAGAAUAUAAUUGCAAGGUAUACGCUUUCACUAAAUUAUAUUACAGAGGUGCUUUAAGAAAAAUAUGUAAAUUAUUUAAUUUAAAUAUUUGUUUCGUACUUUAUCUUGUGAACCCUUUUGUACAGUGUGGAAAGAUUUACUUUUAUGGGGUAAGGAUGAUGGGCCUGAAGUCAAAGACAAACUGCUAUUUAUUCCUGUCUGGCCUUUAUUAUUGUAUCAUUUGUGAAGAAGUAUCACAAAUUCUGCAACUUGUCAGUGUUUGGUAUUGACAAUUGUAACACAAUUUUAAAAUAUAUUUUCACAGAGAACAUAGACUUCCUUUUAUUUCAUUUUAAUAAAAGUAAGUCUAGGUGAGGAAGAGCUGUAAUCCCAAAAUCAAGUUAAUAUUUCUAACGUUUUAACUCAAAUUCUCCCAACAUGAAAGAUGGUUUAUAGAACUAAGUAAGUUCUUCUUUGCUUUACAGCAUGGUAGUUAGGUUUUCCUUAAAAGUCUGAACAGAGAGCUAAAAAGAGAUACAUUCUCGUGGUACUCUGAUAUUUCCUGAGGAACUGACUUGUGGCUUCCUAGGAAUAACAAUGUGUAUUCAGGAUUAUUUCCCGCUGCCUGCACUGAGGUUAAUCUGCAGUUUUUAAAGACUUAUUUUAAAAUAUAUAAUUUGGCAGUGCAAAACAAAAUGUUGAAAUGCCAUUACUGCCUUUUCUGUAGGAGUGUUCCCUUUAUGAUUUUAAGUAGAGAUGAAUUCGGAAUCUGUUCAUAGGGAUUCUGCGUCCUUUGAUUCAGGUGUGACAAUCUGUGCCUCCAGCAUUCCUGCUAACGAAUCUUGAUAUAGGAACUAAGGUGAAUUGCCUUUUUAAAAGUGUACCUUUUAUUUUGCUGCAGUCAAAACAUAGCAUCUAGUACAAGUGUGGUACAUUACAAAUGUUCCAGCAGUGAUUUAUACUUGCCCCACUUUAUUUGUGAUAAAAGUUUAGUUCCCCAAAUUGCUGCAAAUUGAAAUUUUCACUUGAUCGGUGUCACCAUACAGGUGUACUGUCUACUAAGAUUUUGUGUCAUAUUUGUAAAACCUCUGGUAACCUACAGCUACUUUUUUUCUCAAUUUCAUAGGCAGCAAUGAAAGGUCCCUGUGAGAGGUACUAGCAGAUACGCCACUUUACACUGUAAACAUGUGAUACAAAUUCAUUGUUAACUAAACCCAACCUAGGGCAAGGGUAUUUCCUCUUUUGUGUUAUGUGCUUACAGAUUUUUUUUAAAGUAUUUUUCGGCUUCUGAAGCUGUUUCAGGUGUUGGUUUGGGUUGUUUGUUUGUUUUUUUUCUUGAACGCCUUUAUUGCGUUAGUCGAUCUUGUCCGAUUCCAUUGCAAGGAUGUUUCAAAACAGAAUUCCUAUUGCAAGGACCUCAAUUGCAGAUGAGUUGCCUCUGCCCAGGGGAUAGGCUGCGUGCACAAAAGAGAUUAAGCUGAUUACAGGCUGGGCCUUAAAUAAGGACUGCAAGAUGGGGCAUAAGGUACUUAAGGUUGGGUUUGAGUAUUUUGAUAUGUUUUCUCAGGUUGGAUACGCAGGUACAGUAAUCCCUACUGGGGAGAAGACACCAGCCUUAUGAUCAAUGCAAGAAGUUUCAUGGCAUUCUUUACACUUGAAAGAAUAAAAUAAUGGUGGUAUGGGAAAAAUCCUGACCAACCGAAAUAUUGGCAACGUGCAAGUACUGCAUUCUGCUCCUACUGCGUAGGAGUGCAGUAUAAUCAUUCGGAAUCUGUUUGUGACGUGCACCAGGCACUCAGGUGGCUAGCAAAUCUUCUGGUGGAUGAUUUGUGUGCAAGUGACCACGUAGAGUGCUGUUCCAAUCCACCCUUGGUUACCUCUGGUACAUUUGGAUCCUCCAGGUGCAUCCUCCAGGCCUUCACGGAGACGCAGAGACACAGCGCCUGUUGCCCUCCUGUUAGUAACGGGGCUGUUGGCGGUGCCCUGUGCGUGUGGAGGCAGGUACCUGGGGCGCUCACUAGCAGCGCCCAGUUCAGCAGAGGGUGACUGAGCGGACUCCUGGGGUUGUCCUGCUGGUGGCAAUUGGGCAGGUAGCGGGAGGGAGCUGCUCCUGAGCAAAGCGUUCAUCCCUCUCCCCUGGGAAAUGGAUCCCGUGGCAUAGGUGGAUAUAAUAAAUUCUUUACUGUGAGGGUGGUGAGGCACUGGAACAGGUUGCCAGGGAAGCUGUGGAUGCCCCAUCCCUGGAGGUGUUCAAGGCCAGGCUGGAUGGGGCUUUGAGCAACCUGGUCUAGUGGGAGGUGUCCCUGCCCAUGGCAGGGGGGUGGAACUAGAUGGUCUUUAAGGUCCCUUCCAACCCGAACCAUUCUGUGAUUUGAUGUGAAGCCACGGCUCCAUCUCCGUAGCCAAAAAUACUUUCCUCUGGUUUCAGGAGUGGAAGAACAUUUAUGGCUUUAGUUAUUUCUUUAGUAAUAACAAAUCUAAUCCAGGUUUUAAUAUGACGGAUUUUAACAGGAACACCCCUCUUAACUGUUUGACAAAGUCUCUUUUAUCAGCUUUUCGGACGGGCUGCGUUUCAUAUUGCUCCUGCUAUUUCACAGCUUUUACAAACAAUCGCUCUGGAUUUUCUUUAGGAAUGUAACACAACAGUUUUAAUUACAUCAUGAUGUUAAAACCCUUUAUCACAUCUUAAAUUGUCUGUUAUCUGAUAUGACACAAAAAAGCACAUUUUUGCUAAUGUUGCCAAACCCUAACCACUAGAGCUAACAAGUGUUUAAUUAAAUCAAGAUAUCAAUAUUAAAGAGGAAAAACCCACACACAGAUCGUUGUUUUCAGUCACCUGUGUUUUUAGUUUUUGGGUACGUUUUACUACAGUAAAUACGGAACUUAGAGCAGAGAUUUCUUGCAGGGAAUAGUCAAACCUAAUUCUCAUGGAAUGCUUGUUUCCUAGUAAAAUACCACUAAUUCAAGCCAAGUUUCUUUCUGUCAGAACAAUGCAAAUGUCAUUUCCAAGAAAGAAUGGAAGCCCCGCUCUCACAGGGGUUUAUAAGAAAGACAGUGUCUCUUGCACUUGUGAAUGUAUAAAUUACGUAUAGCUAAAUAUGAUGAUGCAUUCUCAAAUGUUACCAGCCUACUGAUCUAGGAUGAAAAAACUUGAACUAAACAUUUUUCUUCUUUUUUUACAUUCUGAUUUUUUUUUUCCGUCUCCUUUAAAAACAAGAGGUUGAAUUCAUACUGUUUGUAUAGAGACUGGUAGGAACCGAUGUGCUUUAAAAAGAAAAAAAAAAAAGUCAUCCUUUAAGAUAGAAUGUAAACACAGUUAAUUUGAAAUACGGUUUUGCCUUAAUGGUUUUAAAAAAAAAAAAAAAUAAAGUAUUUUUAAAAGUGAA
Chroicocephalus ridibundus (black-headed gull) is the source of this 10058-nucleotide messenger RNA. It is a transcript of the gene PPARA, whose product is annotated as peroxisome proliferator activated receptor alpha. The transcript has 11 exons. Gene Ontology annotation, biological process: fatty acid metabolic process; positive regulation of fatty acid metabolic process; negative regulation of cholesterol storage. The record is from RefSeq and is a predicted model, not a curated record. Gene Ontology annotation, cellular component: nucleus. Bases 837 to 2243 code for a protein of 468 amino acids. Gene Ontology annotation, molecular function: nuclear receptor activity; DNA-binding transcription repressor activity, RNA polymerase II-specific; zinc ion binding. NCBI's taxonomy places the organism in Eukaryota, Metazoa, Chordata, Aves, Charadriiformes, Laridae.